Molecule: messenger RNA, 5006 nt
Organism: Helicoverpa armigera (cotton bollworm)
Lineage: Eukaryota; Metazoa; Arthropoda; Insecta; Lepidoptera; Noctuidae
Gene: Sin3A
Product: paired amphipathic helix protein Sin3b
Exons: 26
Coding region: 891-4940 (1349 amino acids)
Biological process (GO): negative regulation of transcription by RNA polymerase II
Cellular component (GO): Sin3-type complex; chromatin
Molecular function (GO): transcription corepressor activity
Source: RefSeq, a predicted model, not a curated record
AGCACCGAGAUACGGACGUCUUUUCAUUACAAAUGAAUGUAAUUCACUCGCUUUGCCUCCAUUUUACUGAUUCACUGCAGCGAUUUUAUGAUUCCCUUUCUGUUGUCAAGGCGGUACAUACAAAUUGAAGCAUUCAUAUAAGUAGCUACGUCGAUAGGAUUGCAAAAAUCCAUACUUCAAGCUAAGCCUAUAAAAAUGAUCACAAACUAAGGCACGGAUAAUCUCUAAUCCCCUCUGCAUUUCCUUUUACUAUUUUUGUUGAAUCAGUGCACUGUUUUUGGCGGGAAAUAGACACUGAGUGGCCCGGCUGUGCUCUCGAUAGCGACUGUUGUAUAAUUUUAGAGAAAGGAGAUUUUGUUUUGGUCCACCAGUGCCGCGACGGUGGUUCGUGGCAUUUUCAUAUCGUUGCAAGUCCGUUUCGCUCGCUAUUUGUAUAGCGGCGUUGCCGUUCCGUCUGGUGGCUCGGGCUCGAUUCUCGGUCGGGCCGCCGCGGCUGGAGGCGCUGCGAGCAGUCAGUCGGCCGCGCAGCACGGUGCGCGACGUUCGUCCGAGCCAGGGCUCCGCUCGCGUCCCCCAGUGUCCUGCGCCAGUGUCGCGGGUGCGAGAGAGACAGCACUAGGAGUGAGCGAGACAGCGCUAUGGCAGUGUCGCAACCUCGCCCACCUGACCGUGUUGACGCCGCGCUCGAAAAAGUUGCGCCGUUGCGCUAUUUGGAGGCGCACGAAUGUGCUCGCUCGGAGCAAGCCGUGACGCGCUAUUAUCUUUAUUCAUUGUCUCGAAACUGUUUUUUGAGUUAUAAAAAGGGGUUUCUAUGUGCAAUCGAAGAUAUCGACGUGUCAGCAUUUAAUAUUCAACGGUGAUCGUGUGAUGGGAAAUCGCUGAUCAUCAAGAUGAUGAAACGCACAGGUGUACCGCGGCUCGGGCCUGAUGAGCCCUCGCCUAUGCCUUCGCAGAGUCAAGCUCAGAUUCAACAAGCAGGUUCAAGCAACAUGCACACUUUAGCCCAGUCGGCUCAACCCCAAAUAUUGGACAUACGUUCCCCAGCGGGGCCCACAACCCUGCUCUCAGUAGGAGGCGGGAGCUUCGCCCGCACGGCCGCGCGGCCGGCAGCGGGGCCCGUCAUCAACUACCUGAAGACCGGCGCCGUGCAGUAUGCUGCUAAACAGCCGCCGCCCCAGCAGGUGCCGCAGAGGCUUAAGGCACUACCACCACAACAGGCCAACUUAGGGGCCUUACCCGCGGCCCUAGAGCGCCAAUCCCCCGCCCCCGCACCUCUAGCAACACCCCCCGGCGUGGGAGUGGGCCCAGGGGCCCAGCAGCAGGCCGCCGGUCAGUUCCAGCGUCUGAAGGUGGAAGAUGCUCUGUCGUACCUUGAUCAAGUCAAGUACAAGUUUAAUACGCAACCCCAAGUCUAUAAUGACUUUCUGGAUAUCAUGAAGGAAUUCAAGAGUCAGACUUCGUAUUCCAGUAUCGACACCCCGGGAGUCAUCACCCGGGUAUCGAACCUGUUUAAAGGGCAUCCGGAGCUGAUUGUGGGAUUCAACACAUUUUUGCCGCCGGGAUAUAAGAUUGAAGUACAGAGUAAUGGACAGGUAUCAGUGUCGAUGCCGUCUCCGACCGGGUUCGGCGGCGGCGUGGUGUUAGGGGUGCAACACCCGCCGCCUCCCCCGCCGCAGUUGGUACAUCUUUUGCCGGUUGCACAGGAGGCUGAGAAAGAAGCAGUUCGUAGAGCUAACUACUCUAACAUGGAAAUGUCAGUAAACAACGCGAUAGUACACAAUCUAUCAGUGAACGCGGCGCCAACCAACACGCUGCACCAGAUCUCUCAGGCACAUCAGCAGAUUGAGGCCGCCGCUAUACAUCAUGCUGCUGCUCCUGGGUCAGCGGCGACGAACCCGCCGCAUGUGGCUCCGGCGCCGCCCAGCCAGCCGGUUGAAUUCAAUCACGCUAUUGAAUAUGUUAAUAAGAUUAAGUCCCGCUUUUCUCGUCAACCGGAUAAGUACAAGAGGUUCUUGGAGAUUUUGCACGCGUACCAGCGAGGACAUCGGGAGAUGAAGGAGCCGCAAGCUAAGCAGCAAACUGAACAGGAGGUUUAUUCUCAGGUGGCGAAAUUAUUUGAGAAUCAAGAGGAUCUCUUAGCAGAGUUCGGUCAGUUCCUGCCGGACGCCAAGGCGGUGAGCAAGCCGCCAGAACGCGAGAGACAUUAUGUACGCGACAACCCAACGCCACAGCACCAUCAGCCACCUCGAGUGGAGAGCGAGCCGGAACGCUUCCCGCCCGCCGCCUCGCCGCCGCCACAUCAUCAUCAUGCUCCUCAGCAGCUACCAAAACACCCGAGUUCGACAUCAAGUACAGUGACGCAGCCGCAUCAGCAUCUCAAGAGAUCUCCCAGUUUCACCUCCUCCAGUCAGAUGGCAGUGGGAGCCCCGCCAGCGAAGAAGUCCCGCGUAUCAGGGCUGACAGGCGCCACGGUCCGCGACGUGUCGUACGCGGAGGCGUCGAAGCUGGCCACGGUGCACGACUUCAACUUCUUCGACAGGGCUCGCAAGGCACUGCGCUCGCAGCACGUCUAUGAUAACUUCUUGAGAUGUCUCCUUCUAUUCACGAACGAGAUAAUAUCGUCGUCGGAGCUGCUCUGCGUGACGGCGCCGUUCCUGUGCCGACAUCCGGAGUUACAGAAGUGGCUGCAGGACUUCCUGGGGCCACCUUCUCCGCCACACACUCCUACGAAUACUUUGCAUAGCGGCUACAACAACUCAGGUUUGGGUGUGUCUACGGGCGGCGUGUUCGACCGAGCUCGGCAUGACAAGCGCUACGAGCCGAUCGGCCAGCUCGGGGCACAGCUGCGCCACGACCGGCCGCAGGGCGACGCCGCCAUGGAUAUAGAUCUAACAACCUGCAAGCGCCUCGGCACGUCAUACUGCGCCCUCCCGCGUGAAGCCGCGGCUCGUCGCUGCUCCGGGCGCACGGCGCUGUGCCGCGACGUGCUGAACGACACGUGGGUGUCCUUCCCCACGUGGAGCGAGGACUCCACCUUCGUUACCUCGCGCAAGACCAUGUAUGAGGAGUAUAUUUAUCGCUGCGAGGAUGAGCGGUUUGAGCUGGACGUAGUUAUAGAAACGAACGCAUCAACAAUCAGAGUCCUAGAAGGAGUCCAGAAGAAGCUGUCCCGCAUGACGGCGGAAGACGCCGCCAAGUACCGGCUGGACGAGUGCCUCGGCGGACACUCGCCCACCAUACACCAGCGGGCGCUGCGCCGGAUAUACGGUGAUAAGGUGGCGGUGGAUAUUAUAGCUGGUCUCAAGAAGAACCCUGUGGUGGCGGUGCCCGUUGUACUGCGGAGACUGAAAGCCAAGGAGGACGAGUGGCGGGAGGCGCAGAAAGGCUUCAACAAGCAAUGGCGCGAACAAAACGAGAAGUACUACUUGAAGUCUCUCGACCACCAAGGCAUCAACUUCAAACAGAAUGACUUGAAGGCCAUGCGCUCGAAGUCGCUGUUCAAUGAAGUCGAAGCCGCGUACGCUGCCCGAAGACCAGGACCGCAUGUUGUGGUCGAUUAUAAGAUGCAGAGUCGGCAGGAAGCAAUAAAAAUCCUCCGCGACACAGCAGAGCUUCUAAUCCACCACGCUCGACGUCAGACAGCGAUCCAGAAGACUGAGAAGCGUCGCAUCAAGCAGUUACUGCGCCAGUUCCUGCCAGACCUGUUCGCGCAUCCUCGACAGCCGCUGUCUGAUGACGAGAGGGAUGAAGAUCUGUUUGGUUGCGCAGACGACAAGGACGAAGCCGGCAGUCCCGGCAGCCCGCCAGCCGACGCCAAUGAUAACACCAGCAAUUCUGUUAAACAGGAGAAGCAGGAGUCAUCAGAAUCUGAUAACGCGUCCGACAAGAGCGGGAAAAAUAAUAAGAAUAAGGAAAAUAAGCCUAAGAACAAUAAUAAUACUGAUAGUAAAGAAAGUUCGAAUGCAUCAGCGAAUAGCGUGAAGCGAACGAGCAGUAACGAGGAGAUGUCCAUGAAGACUGAGAUUAAAGCGGAGCCCGAGCUCGACGAUGAUUAUAGAGAUCAUCCGCCUAAUGAAGCCCGCUUCGUAUGCACAUCGUCCUGGUACCUGUUUCUGCGCGUGCACGGCGCGCUCUGCCAGCGCCUCGGCGCCGCCCGACGCGCCGCCGCCGCCCUCUCCGCAGCCCGCGCCCGGGAGAGACCAGCCCGGCCUCCUGUCGCCCACGCCCUGCGCCUCCGCCCCUCAAACCUACCCCCAGAUGCCGCAGAACCCAGCCACUACUACGAUGUACUGCUAGAACUCGUCCGAGCAGUACUAGACGGCAAUAUGGACCCCCCAGCGUACGAAGACGCCGCGCGAGAGAUGCUCGGCAUUGAGGCUUAUCCAGCCUACACGCUCGACAAACUCGUAGCAAGCGCCGUCAGGCAGUUACAGCACUGUGCGUCAGAACCCUGGUCUGUGAGGUGCGCGGAGCUAGCAGCGAGAGGCGGCAUGAGAGGCCCACCAGCCUAUGUCAGACGAGCGGCGAGAUUACUGCGACGAGACCACACAGCCUUCCUCGUCAAGUUAUACGGCGGAGACGCCUGCAGAGUCACAUUUGAGCUCCUGCCAGGAGAGCCGAGAGAACCUGAGCCCCGUUGGCGCUAUCCACGGACACCGGCGCCGCGGAAACCAGUCUUUCUAUUACGAAAUGCCCGAGCGAGAGCACCCGGGUACACACACAACGCGCAUUCUCAACCAGCCGCCGUCGGACCCGCUCGAGUACACCGCCGGAAGCCUGAAGCUGCCCUACCCCGGCUGCUAGGCUUCCGGCCGCUGCAGCUGUACGCCCGCGGCGCCCUGGCCGCCGCCCGGGCAUCUCAUGCCCGGCUCCACGCGCGCCGCCGCGACGCCUUCCGCGCCUGGCUGGCGACGCAACCCGCCCGCGCCGACACGUUCUAGUGCCGCCAAACACACGCUCCACACACUUACUUAUUAUAUUUAUAAUAAAAUUAUUGAUGACUUUCA